Molecule: messenger RNA, 1248 nt
Organism: Ilyonectria robusta
Lineage: Eukaryota; Fungi; Ascomycota; Sordariomycetes; Hypocreales; Nectriaceae
Exons: 5
Coding region: 1-1248 (415 amino acids)
Source: RefSeq, a predicted model, not a curated record
AUGUUGCCGAGAUCCCUUCUGGUUGUGUCCAUCUCCCUUAUGGGAGCAUGGGCACAAACAACGACAGGUGGAUCGGGGUUGACUCCGACAGCAGACGCAUCUGCCGCAUCUGCCACAGCAGAUGCUUCGUCUACACUGGAGAAAUCUGCGACAGGCACCUCAACUAAAACCGGAAUCACGACACACACCGUGGCUGUUGGAGCUUCUGGACACAAGUUCACACCCUCCAAGAUUGAGGCCGACGUCGGGGACAUCAUCGAAUGGCGAUUCUACCCUACGAACCAUUGGGUGAUUCGGGGAGACUUUGACUAUCCAUGCAUCCCAUACGACUACAUUGGCACAGAUCGGACUGGCUUCUCCAGCGGCUCACAGACUGUCCAAGCAAUUACCGAUGAUGGCCCUCGUUUCCGUGUUCGAGUCAACAACACAGAUCCUAUCUUCUUCUACUGCGGUGCUCCUGGAUCUUGCGUCAGAUAUCAUAUGAUGGGUGUGAUCAAUCCGUCCAAGAAUGAGACACUAAACGAGUGGCUUACCAAAGCCGACGAUGUCGACUAUCAACUGACCCCAGGCGAGCCCUGGCCGACCGAGGAGGGCUUUGUGACCCCGACAGAUGCUGCGUCGUCAGAGACGGGCGGAUCAUCAAACGACAAUUCCGAUACCGACAACAAUCAGGGAGGCACUCAUCUCGGAGCAGGAGCAAUUGCUGGAAUUGCUAUUGGUGGUGUGGCCGUGCUGCUUCUCGGCGGUGCCAUGGUGUACCUCUGCGGAAGACGAGGCGGAUUCGACAAGGCUUAUCGCAAGAGCUUCCGCAACAGCGCCGCUCCAGAAGGGUACCACCCCAACAUGCAACCUCCGGUUACUGAGGCUCGUUUCGACUCGCCGAGCACUGCGGCCGGAAGUGUGUGGAUCGCAAACAACAAACCACCACAACAACCGAGCCCCAUGUCAGCGGGAUUCGGCCAGAGCCCGCCAAUGAGCCCUCACAGUACUGGAUAUGGGUUCCAGCCAGGAUACAAUCCCAUGGUUGCCCAAGAUGGCACAAUUGGGUCGUACUACGACCCCAAUGUACAGGCACAGCAUCUCGGAAUACAACACACUGGAUCGCCAAAGCCACAAGAGCAGCUCGCACCAGCCGAGCUUCCGGCUUCAGCAGACCCCGGAAACUCACCUCUUCCGGAGUACGGCAACGGAACUCAGCGAACCUUUUCAUGGGCAGGCGAGGAGUCCGGAUAUCGCCCGACCAAAUAA